GCUGAAUUGGUCCUCUCUUCAUAGUUGUACCCUGAAAUCACACCUCAUUUGCAAGGCUCACAUUACAGCAGCAGAGUCUCCAAAUUGGCUCACCGUACCGGGGUGCACUUCCAGUUAAAAGCUCUCCUAGACUGCACACCAUGAACAUCCCUGUCUCCUCCAUCCUUCUCAGUCUGGGAGGAAAAUGUCUGCUCAACUGGACCCUUGUGUUUCUCCAGAGCAACCACAUCUGCAAAAGUUUCCUGGGAGUUUUCAGUUUUUCCCUUGCUGUUGUCGACACAACCCUGACCCUCUUUGUCGCCACCCUUCACAUCCACGCUGAUGGAUAUAUCUUCCUCCUGGGCAUGCAGAUGACAAGGUACCAUGUAUGUUUACUGGUUCAAAUCCUUGGACAAGUCUAUAAUGGCCUGCAGUGGCCUGUUGUAGUCCUAGCUGGUUUGGACCAUUUAUGCACUGUCACUCAGAGGUUGCAGCCCACCACUGCCAGGGCCAGAUGGUAUUUGUGCUUCAUUGUGACUGCCUUCCUGUGGUACCUCACAGCUGCCUACGUCUUCCUGCUGUCUGACUUCAUUCCUGUCUUGGAGGAUGUGCCUCACAGCCAGAUUCACCAGUGCUGGGUCUUCCACACCUCUCAGAUCCUGCAGGUUGCCAUGUUGCUCAUCCUGACUCUGGGCUGUGCAAUGCUGCAUGCUAGGUGCAGCGUAGGAUUAUUAAAAAAUCCUCCUCUGAAUGACCAAAUUACAGGCCAAAGUAGACCUCACACCAGAAGAAGUAUUGUUCACCAAGCCGUGCAUACAUUUCUGAGCACAUGGGCCCUACUCCUGGUUUUUCUGGCCGUGCUCUUCCUGCUACCUGUGGGAAUACCUGCAUACCUGGGUCUGAACGCUGCCUGGCUCUGCUUCCUCAACAGCCUUCUGAUAUCAGUUGUUUUAUGUGUAGUCUGUCCAGCCUCGCAGAUAGCACCGGGCUUGGCAACAGUUCCUGCGGACAGCUUCUGUGAAUGGAGAUUUAAAUUUAGCUUGGCUGCAGAGGACAGAACAUGACUGUACCAAGCAAAUACACACAGGACUCUUGUUAGAAGAAGUGGAAUAAGCUGCUCAGACCUUAACGUCUCAAAGGAAGAAAAUAAUUUGUAUUUCUAGAGGACAGUGGAGCUUCUUUAGCCAAACUUCAUGUUACAUAACUUCAUGAACAGCAAUGUGCAUCUGUCAGCCCAUGGCUUUGGCCCAGACUGAAAUCAACAACUAUCGGAUUAAUUUGUGAUUCGUGGAGAAUGAAUCCUAAUGACUUUGGUGGUCCCCUGACUUUUCAUUUAGCGCCACCAGCAGGUCAAAGUUUUUACUUACACAGUGAAAUACCUAAUUUACAAGCUACAUAGGCACAAAAUGCGUUACAGACAUUCUUGGUCCAAUAUGAUGAACCUUACAGAUGAUCCCACUUUUUAUUUGUCGCAACCAUGUGUGAAAUGAAUCAACAGCAAAU
This is a messenger RNA of Chelmon rostratus (copperband butterflyfish), 1482 nucleotides long. RefSeq names its product G protein-coupled receptor 160 (gene gpr160). The record is from RefSeq and is a predicted model, not a curated record. Gene Ontology annotation, cellular component: plasma membrane; signaling receptor complex. The transcript has 2 exons. The coding region runs from base 141 to 1043 and encodes 300 amino acids. Lineage: Eukaryota; Metazoa; Chordata; Actinopteri; Chaetodontiformes; Chaetodontidae.